CUCGCUCGCUCGCUCUCUCUCAGACAGUUUGGGGCAGUUUCAAAUGCUUUUGAUUCAGAGGCUCAUUUUAGUAUUUCUCUCGUCGUGGUGUUGAUUGUACACGUUUCAAGACAUCGUCUCGCUUGAGUAAAAUAUUUAAAGAAGAAAAAAAAGUUCUAAAUCUAAUAAAACAAGUGUCGCGUUGUGAUCAGCUCUAGUGAUAUUAGACUUUAAAUCAAUUACUGACGCGAUCAUCACGCGAUCGAGCGACAUUGUGUAGAAGAAGAUAUUCUAAGCGAUUCCUUCACUUAGGUUUGUGAAGGCAAAAAGAAAGUUUUUCUCUUUUUUGUCUCUCACAAGUGUAUUAAUUUUUUUUUCUUGCUCGAUGUGAUUUGCAAACUUCUAGUGUGAAUUUUUUCUUCAUCGGCUAUUUUUAAAAAUCGCAAAAUAAAAAAAAACUAACAAUAAACAACGUUGAUACAACGAAAAGGAAAGAAAGAAACAAAACUUGAAAUGUUUGUGCGACUGUAAGUCCAAAUAAAAAUAAAACGACAACAAAAAAAUAAUUCAAUUUUUGUAGUGGUCUCAACAAACAGAAAACUAAUUUUAUUUUAUUAAAACUAAAUACAAAAAUUAUAAAAAUAAAUUUAAAAGACGCAUUCAAAGUGGAAGAAAAAUUGUAUGCGCUUUAAAAAGUGUUAUCAGUUAUCAGUUUAUUGUUCUGAGUGUGUUGAGCCGUCGCCGUUUCUUGCUUAAAAGCAAAGUUGUUUGCUUUUUUUUUGCUUUCCAUUUGGUUGAAGGCGCUUGUAAUGUGCUUUAUUAGUGAAGUGUGUACGAUAACGAUAAGUGAAUCGAAUGAGGCAAAAAUCAAAUAAAUAAAUGAUCUUGAGUUAAUUAUCGUAAAAGAAAGAAAAAUAAAUGAAAUUGGCCUUAAAAUCAGUUUACAUGACCAACAGCAAGAAGCAAGAACUGCAUUGAUUGAACUGAUCAACGACUCAACAGAUUAAAAAACAUAAAAGAAAAUCGGAAGGUCGGAGUCACAGCAAACAAACAAAAAAAAAUAAAAACGAGAUAAAAACAAUUUCGCUACACUCAAAAACCUCAUGCAGUUUUUUGACACAUUCUGGCCGCAUCGUGUUCGGCCCCGUGAUUUAACUAAGGGGCCAUGUUAUCGCUACAAGCAUUUUCCUUAAUCUUACUAGCAUUCAUUUUUACCAUCAACCUGCCGACAUCGGUUGAUGGCAGCUACAAACAAACCAAGCUGACUGUCGGCUACCUUACCGCCAUCAAAGGUGACCUCAAAGAUCGUCAAGGUCUUGCUAUAUCGGGUGCAAUAACAAUGGCUUUAGAAGAAAUCAAUAAUGAUCCAAAUAUUUUGCCAAAUGUCACUCUCGUCCUUCGAUGGAAUGAUACACGCGGUGACACUGUCAUCUCAACACGUGCCAUAACCGAAAUGAUUUGUGAUGGUGUCGCAACAAUUUUCGGACCGGAAGGAAGUUGCCAUGUCGAAGCAAUUGUUACGCAGAGUCGGAACAUUCCAAUGAUUGCUUAUAAAUGUUCCGAUUAUAAGGCAUCGGAAAUUCCUACGUUCGCUCGGACUGAACCACCCGACACUCAGGUGAUCAAGUCAGUUAUGUCGCUUUUAAACUACUAUGGAUGGAAUAAAUUCUCGAUCAUUUACGAGGAAACUUGGGGGAAGGUUGCCGAAGCAUUAAGUCUUCAAGCGAAGACAUGGAACAAGACAAUCAAUCAUAAAAAGCAGGUGGUCGUUCGACAUAAAUGCUGCGAGAAUAAUAUGGACUGUUGUAGGCCAGGCUAUUGGUACAAUAUCAUUCAAACGACGAUGAAUAAGACGAGAAUUUAUAUAUUCCUGGGGACAUCAGAGACUCUUGUUGAGAUGAUGGCAUCAAUGGAGACAAUUCAGUUGUUCGACAAAGGCGAAUACAUGGUGAUAUUUGUCGAUAUGAUGAGUUAUUCGCCCGAGGAAGCAAAAAAAUAUUUAUAUCGCGUGGAUCAGUUGAACAAGUAUAAAUCGUGCACGGAGAUAGAAGGUUUUACAAAGCGAGCUCGUAGUCUUCUCGUCGUCGCUUCAACACCACCAACAACAAAAUAUGAAGAGUUUACGGACAAAGUUCGCACAUACAACACAAAGCCACCUUUCGAAUUCGUUACGCCGUUCUUUCCUAAUAAACAGUUCGUGAAGUUUGUGUCGAUUUAUGCUGCAUAUUUGUAUGAUUCGGUGAAGUUAUAUGCGCUGGCGUUGCAUCAAUUACUAACAAAAGAAGAACGACCAUUAACGGAAGAUGUGAUAAGAGAAGUUGCAAGCAAUGGAACAGCGAUCAUCGAUGCUAUUAUUCAAAAUCGGACAUAUAGAAGCAUCACCGGUGCUAACAUUCGAAUUGAUCAGAAUGGCGAUUCUGAAGGAAACUUUUCAGUGUUGGCUUUGAAGGAAUCUUAUUUUUCGACAAAAGAUUCAAACUUCACAUGUGAUCGGCAUAUGAUUGCUGUCGCUACAUUUCAGCAAGGCAACAGUGACAACUAUGCAUUUCCAGAAUACAAAUUCAACAAUAUCAUGCGUAUUGAUUGGCCGAGUGGAUCGAUUCCAUAUGAUGAACCACAAUGUGGCUUCGAGAAUGAAUUAUGCACGAAAGAUGACGGCCAUGUGUUGUCAAUGAUUAUUGCCGGCGUUUUGGGUUUGGUUCUCUUUUGUUCGAUUGUGAUUACAAUAAGUAUUUACCGCAAGUGGAAAAUUGAACUUGAAAUUGAAGGUCUUCUGUGGAAGAUUGAGCCACAUGAGAUCAAAGGAUUUUUUAACAAUGACAUCGUUUCGUCACCAAGUAAACUCAGUCUUGUCAGUGCUGCAAGUUAUGGAUCACGUUGUUCAAAUCAAGUGUGGACAACAACUGGUCGAUUUCGUGGCGUUAUUGUUCGAAUAAAAGAAUUGAAAUUCACCAGAAAGAAAGAUAUGUCACGUGAACUGAUGAAAGAGUUUCGGACGCUUCGAGAUUUAAGACAUGAUAAUAUUAAUAGUUUCAUAGGAGCCUGUGUGGAGCCCAUGAGAAUUUUACUAGUCACGGAUUAUUGUGCCAAGGGUUCUCUGUACGAUAUUAUUGAGAAUGAAGACAUUAAGUUAGAUAAUCUUUUUAUUGCUUCUUUAAUCAAUGAUCUGAUCAAAGGCAUGAUUUACAUACAUGCAUCAGCAUUAGUAUUCCACGGAAAUCUCAAGUCAUCAAAUUGCGUCAUCACGUCACGUUGGAUGCUUCAAAUAACAGAUUUUGGACUACAUGACCUACGACAUUGCUCUGAGAAUGGUGGAUCCGUUGGUGAACAUCAAUAUUACAGAAGUUUGUUUUGGAAGUCCCCAGAACUGCUGCGCAAUCCAAACAUUUAUGGAUCACAAAAGGGCGAUGUCUACGCUUUUGCUAUAAUUCUCUAUGAGAUUUGUGGUCGUAAAGGACCUUUCGGAAGCACCGAAUAUGAACCAAAGCAAAUUAUUGAUCUAGUUCGAGAGAUUCCGACUGAAGACAAGCCUCCCUUUCGUCCCGACAUUGAAUGUUUACUUGAUCUUGACAAUGUCGCUGACUACGUCAUCAGUUGCAUUCAGGACUGCUGGCAUGAGAAUCCUGACAUGCGACCAGAUUUUCCCUCUAUUCGAACUCGUCUUAAAAAGAUGCGUGGCGGAAAGUCGAAGAAUAUCAUGGAUCAAAUUAUGGAAAUGAUGGAGAAGUACACAAAUAAUCUUGAGGAUAUUGUUAACGAAAGGACGAGAUUGUUGUAUGAAGAGAAACGGAAAACUGAAGAUCUUCUCAAUCGGAUGCUGCCACAAUCUGUGGCAGAAAAGCUUACAAUGGGACAUGGCAUUGAGCCUGUUUCUUAUGAUUCUGUCACAAUAUACUUUAGUGAUAUUGUUGGAUUCACUGAGCUUUCAGCUAACAGCACACCAUUACAAGUUGUUAAUUUCUUAAAUGAUUUGUACACAGUCUUCGAUAGAAUCAUCAAAGGUUACGAUGUGUACAAAGUUGAAACGAUUGGUGAUGCUUACAUGGUUGUUUCAGGUUUACCGAUUAAGAACGAUUAUCGCCAUGUUGGUGAAAUUGCAUCAAUGUCUUUAGAGCUUUUGCAAGCUGUCAAAACCCAUCGAAUAUCCCAUCGACCAAAUGAGACGCUAAAACUGAGAAUCGGCAUACACACAGGUCCUGUUGUUGCUGGUGUUGUUGGUCUGACAAUGCCACGUUAUUGUCUUUUUGGUGAUACGGUCAAUACUGCGUCGCGAAUGGAAUCAUGUGGAGAACCAUUAAAAAUUCAUAUUUCACCUCAGUGCAAAGAAAAAUUAGAUAAACUUGGCGGCUACAUCACUGAAGAACGUGGUGCUGUGUCGAUGAAGGGAAAAGGCGAGAUUAUCACUUAUUGGCUGAUAGGCACAACGGAUGGCGCAAUUGAGAAACGUAAUGUUGAUCUACGAGACCUUCCACCGCCACUUUUCUGCCGCCCAAGAAAAAGUCCUAAAUUUGUUAGCGACUCUAAACAACCUUCAAUCUCAUGCAUCACAAAUUUCGGCGCAUCUGAUAAUCGAAGUAUUUUAUGUGAAAGUCGAAGACAAUCAAAUGCCGCCCAAAGAAUUGACGGAGAUGGAACGAUAAGUCUACAUGGAUCACUAACAAGUCAUUUUCGAGAUUCAUCACCAUUCAUUACAAAACAUCGUAAAUUAGAUCACACUCCGUUAUAUAUUAAUAAUAAUGAAGAAAUGGAAACGAUGGGCGAGGUGUUUGAAGAUCUGCGUAAAGAGUGUGUCAAUGGAGGUUCCGAUGAUUUGAAAAAGCAAGUAGCGAAGGUUGGACCCAUUGUUCGACCUGCUAAUAUUCUCAACUCUAUCAAUUCAUCAGCAGAUGAAAUCAAAACCUUGCGAUCUUAUGAAUUAAAUGACGAUUAUUCAAAGUUUAAAAGCUAUUCACUUGAUCCAUUUCCCGAUUGUCAAAUGAAAAAGCGCAUCACCGACAACUAUAGAAAGCGAAACGACGAAGCAACAGAACCAGUCAAAUCUAUUGAUUGCAAUGGUGGCAUAUGCACACAAAGCCAAAGAUCUGAUCACAUACCACUUCUUGUAAACACGAAUCGUAAACGUUGGCACUCGCUUGAGAUGGUGCGUGCUGACACCGAUCAUGAAAUCAGUGGCUGUGAGGAUUUAAUUGAUAACAGUAAAAAGUCAUUAGGUCGUAACAUUAUCAAGUCGUGGCUGGUUGGAAUCUUUCAAAGUAGUAACGGACUGAAGAGUUCGGCAAGGAACGGAAGUGGAAUUUUACUGCAACAACAACCACCGACAGUCGCGACAAAACCAGAAAAAGAAACGAGUAUUGUGUGAGAAUGUUGAAUGAUAGUUUUUUUUAAUAAAAAUGAAGAAGAAAAAUGCGACGUUUUGUCGUUGAGAAUAAAAAAAAUGUUUACAAAUCUUAAAUUUAUGAACCACCAAAAAUUUUUUGUUUUUUAUUCUUGCCACUUUCAGUUUUGACUUUAAGCCUGCAAAAUGAAACUCUUUGAUUAUUUAACUUUAUCUCUUCACUAAAUUUAGAUUUAUUUCAUUUUAAUAAAAGCAAUUUGUGUUGACAAUAUUAUAUUUUUUGUUGACUGGUUUCAUUAGCAUCGCAAUCCUGUACCGAUUGCCAUGAAGGUUCCGAAUGUUCCACCACCUUGAAGCAUAACUUUUCCUACGUUGUUUACAAGUUCCCGUCCUCGAAGUCCAUAUCUUAGUGCUGAAAAUCCUCCAAAAAGAGCUCCACUUGCCAUUCCUACACAAAAUCCUAUAGUAAAACCAUAUUUCAUUUUAUCGAAACAUGACGGCUGAUUGCCUUGCUGAUACAUGUUGCCUGGAACUGCUGGCAUAGCUAGUGAUUAGUUUUAUCAAUCAGCAAAAAAUCUAAUUUAUUUGAACUAUAAUUUGUAAGAUGUUUGACACUUUAUUUGUUAUUU
Molecule: messenger RNA, 5943 nt
Organism: Clunio marinus
Lineage: Eukaryota; Metazoa; Arthropoda; Insecta; Diptera; Chironomidae
Source: the annotation of a GenBank genome assembly